CAUAAAGGCGACGUUCAGGGCGAAAAACUUGCAAUUCAUGGCAUGGAGGAGUCAGCGAGCAGCUGCAGCCCUCUGAUGUGUGUGAGCUUAGGUGGCUGAGCAGCAGAUCAUGCUCUGAACCCAGCUACCAUCGAGCCGAAGCAAAGCCUCGUCUAGCUGCUCGAGCGUUGUCCUCUUUUUUCCUCUUCCCUGUCCUCUUUUUCUCCUCCUCGGUGAAAUCCGAUACAAAAUUAGCGGGUUUUCUGUCUACUUUGGUUGGCAGAUUCGGGCUAAUUGGCUCGCGUGUUUCAAGAGAAAAGAAACAUUCAGCUGCAGCGAUUCAGAUGCCUUCAACUUUCAGCGAGAGGGACAACCCCUAAACCCAGUUUUUACACGCGGGGACAGACACACAGACGUCUCCGUAGUCUUCCACUUCAUGAGAAGGACGCGUCUCGGUAAAAGGUGAACAGAGAACCGACUGGGACCAUGGCAGCUACGUUAUCGGUGGAGGAAGAACAGGCUACCAGGCAGUUUCUGGAGGAAAUCAACAAGUGGACCAGUCAGCAUGGAGUGUCGCCGUUGUCCAGGGAAUUGGCCGUCAAGUUCCUCAUGGCUCGCAAGUUUGACGUCCUCCGAGCCAUCGAGCUGUUCCACAGCUACAGGGAAACACGUCUGAAAGAAGGAAUCGUCAGACUUCAGCCUCAGGAAGAACCUCUGCGCUCGGAGCUGCUCAGUGGAAAAUUCACUGUGCUGAGUGUACGGGAUCCCUCAGGGGCCUCCAUUGCCUUGUACACGGCCAAACUUCAUCACCCAAACAAGACAGGCAACCACGUGGUGCUUCAGGCCCUCUUCUACCUCCUGGAUCGGGCCGUGGAAAGCUUUGAGACCCAGAGGAAUGGCUUGGUGUUCAUCUAUGACAUGGCGGGCUCCAACUACACAAACUUUGAGCUGGACCUCAGCAAGAAGAUCCUCAACCUGCUCAAGGGGGCGUUCCCUGCCAGGCUGAAGAAGGUGUUGAUUGUCGGGGCUCCUGUUUGGUUUCGAGUGCCCUACAAUCUGCUCAGCCUGCUUCUCAAGGAGAAACUAAGGGAGAGGGUCCAGAUGGUGAAAAUGGCCGAGCUCCGCCAACACCUCCCCAGAGACUGUCUCCCGCAGCACCUGGGUGGCCUGCUGCCUCUGGAGUCAUACAGCUGGAACCAGCAGCUGCUGGCGGGCCAGAACGGCCGGGUGGACCCAGUGGACGAGCUGGUGGGCAUCCCCAUGGAAGACUCUUCCAUUCACGUCCCCGGACCUGAGUCCAUGCGCCCACAGGAGCUGCUGACGCACCUCGGCAGGCUUCAGCGCUCAGGCAUCCAUCAAGAGUAUGAGGAGCUCCGUAAAGAACCGCCGCCUGGAACCUUCCACUGUGCACAAUCAGCCUACAAUCAGGAGAGGAAUCGUUAUGGAGACGUGCUGUGCCUUGAUCAAACAAGAGUUCGUUUGAAAGCCAGAAGGAACGAGAGAUCAGACUAUAUCAAUGCUAGCUUCAUGGACGGCUACAGACAGAGGAAUGCAUACAUUGGUACUCAAGGACCACUGGAAAAGACCUAUGGUGAUUUCUGGAGAAUGGUCUGGGAACAAAACGUGCUUGUUAUUGUCAUGACAACCAGGACAGAUGAGGGCAGUCGGAGGAAGUGUGGCCAGUACUGGCCUCUGGAGGAAGGGGGGCAGGAGGUCUAUGGCCACAUGGCAGUGGUUAACCAAAGGGUGGACCACCACACUCACUACAACCACACCACCCUCGAACUGCACAACACUGAGACAUGUGAACAGAGACAAGUAAGUCAUUUCCAGUACCUCAGCUGGCCUGACUACGGCGUUCCCACCUCGGCAGUGACUCUCAUUGACUUCCUGGGAGCUGUGAAGAGACAACAGAGGAAAAUGGUGAAGGCUUUGGGACUUCAGUGGGCAGGCCACCCACAGGGACCCCCAAUGGUGGUCCACUGCAGUGCAGGGAUUGGGAGGACAGGUACCUUCUGUGCCCUGGACAUCUGUCUGUCCCAGUUACAGGACGUAGGCUCACUAAAUGUAUGCCAGACGGUGCGACGCAUGAGAACACAGAGGGCCUUCAGCAUUCAAACCCCGGACCAGUACUACUUCUGCUACAAUGCCAUUUUGGAGCACGCCCAAAGGCAGGGCCUGCUCCCAGCCAAUCAGUGAGCUUCAGCUCCAACUCCCCAAAUUAAUCCAUGAGCCCUGAGAUUCCUGCAGCCAAUCUGUUAACCCCGAGCCGUGUUGUGUGACCAAUUUGUGAGCCCAGGAAAGUUAACUUCCUCACAGAAGCUGUCUUCUGAAACUAGGCCAUCCUUCAUUGGCAAGCCAGACCAAGACAAGACAGUGACGAGAAAAGGCUGAGCGUUGACAUUAUGAUGUUUCAAUGUGAUAACAUUCUCGCUUCCAACAAUGUGACAUUUUGUUUACGCUGAACAUAUCUCAGACAGCGCGUGGCAGUGUGAACAAACUGCUCCUGUGUUGUGCAGUUCUGUGCUCUGUGGUCAGACACAUUGGGUGAAGCAAUCAAGGAAAUGUUCAUUAACCUUUUGUUUAUUUAUUUGCCACUUUAAACUGAUGGUUUAGGGGACCUUUAAAGGAGUAGUUCACCCCAAAAUAAAAGAAAUUGUGAAGUUUGUAUGAAUGCAAAACAAUGAAUGUGACUUUUGAUUUAAUUUCAGUCAGAUUCUCCUCAAAUGCAAAAGUUAACAUUGCCAUUGUGAGACAAAAAAUGCAUGUUACUUUUCUCCCCACGACUGCUGUGGAUGACUUCUUAGUAGCCGAAUGGUGGCUAACUUUUAUGCUUUUUUAUUUACAAACUGUAUUUAUUGGAGUUUCAAAGGAUAAAUUCUAUAUUUUUCAACCCAGGUUUAUUUUCCCAUGUUUUGUGUCUAGGUGUGACGAAAGGGAAAACAGUUUUUUAAACUGGUCCAGUACUGAGUGACGGGGCUGAAGCCGGCAUCAGAGAAACAGGUGGUAAUGUACCCACUCGGGGCAUUUGCAAACUGUCAAUUUGAAUCCACUAAAAGUGCUUGUUUGCCACUGACAGGCUCAGAUUGUUAUUUUAAGUGUCUGACAACAUUAUGGAAAGCAUUCCUACAGAGAUGGACCUUUUGUUAAACAGUAAGAUCCUUUAUUUUUACUUGCUCCGUACUAGACCAGUUUCAUAAAUUGUUGCUCCCACAAAAGAGACACAAAAAUAUGUAAGAUCUAGGUUGGAAAAUACCAAAAUAAAUAAAUAAUACCAAGACUAAAGUUACUGACAGUUGUAAUUUUGGGGUGAAAUGAUCCUUAAACUAAGUACACCAUUUUUUUUAAUUCCAAAUAGGAAGCUUGAUUGCCACUGUCAUGCAACAAUAAUAGGUUUUAUUUAGGUCAUAGUUUUAUACCUCCUGUGUCCGGGAACUAUUGCGUAGUGCAUUUUUAGCACAUGGUAUAUGUCAUGUAGAUGGUACGGGUUAGACUCAGGAGUGUCAUAUUGAGCACAAGGAGGUAAAACUGCCCAAAUUGUUAUAUUAAAAAAAUACAAUUUAGACAGAAAUGCUUUUGCCAAGAAUUUGUUGUGAUCCUUUUAGCUUGUGUGAUGCAUUCUCCUCUGCCCUAGUAAAGAAUAACUUAAUUGGCAGUAAAGAGGAAUAAAGCAACUCCAAAUUUAUUAAAAUGGCUGUUAUAUAUACCCUCUUUGAUUACUCAUUCAAUGACGUCCGUGUGAAUUCCUCUUCAGUUUUUUUGUUCCUGUUUUUCCAAAUGUAUCCAUUGAAAGCCUGACCUUCCAUCUCACCAAAAAAUUGAGAUGUCCUGACUCACAGUACAGACAGAGACCGAUGUCUGCGGCCGCCUUUGCUCACUCGCAGUGCCAUCAUGCUUCUGUGAUUGUGGGAAUGUAUCGUUCAGUGCCCACACACAUGCACACGCACACCUUUAGAGCAGUCUGCAGUGACUAUGCCAUCAAAGCGAUCUGUGGAAGUCAUCAGUUAAGACCUCAUGAGUAGUGCAAUACUUUUUUGUUUUGUUUUACACAAAUCACAUCUUAGCACUUUGAAAUAACUGUGCUCUGAGAUUAGUUGUCAUAGUGAUAGGUUAGGGUGACACUUAAUUCUGUGGGUCCACUUGUGAUGCUGGGAUAAUGCUAAAUUUAGUAAUGCUGAUAAACAUUUAGUGGCAAUUUGAUCUCACUGUUAACAUCUGCAUAGAGCUUUAUCGGCACAAAUCAAGAAGAAUUACAGGGAAGACAGAAAUUAAUGACAUAGCUGAAUAAGCAUGCACAAAUCUGUGCCUACACCCUAUAGAGUCCUUCUUGGGCACUCGAGAGUCCUAAAUUUUGUCUGAAGUAUUUUUUCAUUAGUAUUGUGUGACUUUAAGUUCUACAGACUGUGGUUGUAAUCAGUGCUCUCAUCUGGUCCCAGUAUCUUGCCAUUAUUAUAGAGUACAUGUACAAAAACUGAAUGUCUGUGUGUCAUAUGUUGCAUUAUGUUGUUGCUGGGUGAAAAAAAUGUGUUUUUUGCUACAGAAUUCAUAUUGAAUUUGCUUGUAGUGAAGCAUUUUUUUUUUAAUUCUGCCAUCCUCAUGCACUCUGAUUUUAGAAUUAUUUUUCCUUUCAAUGAUGGACGCAAAAUGUGCCCUAUUUUAUUUUUCUAUUGUUAUAUUCAACAACUGUUUUCAUACGAUUACCCAGGAUAUACAGUUAUCUACAUUAAUUUUAUAUUUGUUCUAUUAUAACCUGUUACUUUAUCAUUCGUAUGACUAUUGAAUCAAGCUAUACUGUAUUAAAUACAAACUAUGUCAACGUA
Molecule: messenger RNA, 4799 nt
Organism: Plectropomus leopardus (leopard coralgrouper)
Lineage: Eukaryota; Metazoa; Chordata; Actinopteri; Perciformes; Serranidae
Gene: ptpn9a
Product: protein tyrosine phosphatase non-receptor type 9a
Biological process (GO): protein dephosphorylation
Molecular function (GO): protein tyrosine phosphatase activity
Source: RefSeq, a predicted model, not a curated record